Messenger RNA from Cynoglossus semilaevis (tongue sole), 2240 nucleotides. It is a transcript of the gene sfxn5b, whose product is annotated as sideroflexin 5b. Gene Ontology annotation, biological process: citrate transport; monoatomic ion transport; mitochondrial transmembrane transport. Gene Ontology annotation, cellular component: mitochondrial inner membrane. The record is from RefSeq and is a predicted model, not a curated record. Gene Ontology annotation, molecular function: citrate transmembrane transporter activity; monoatomic ion transmembrane transporter activity. The transcript has 14 exons. The coding region runs from base 153 to 1136 and encodes 327 amino acids. NCBI's taxonomy places the organism in Eukaryota, Metazoa, Chordata, Actinopteri, Pleuronectiformes, Cynoglossidae.
CGAAGGUGAGUAGCCGAGCUUGAGUACGUACGAGAAAACUCAAUCUCCCAGCAUGCUGCGGGGCGGCAGAUUGCUCGAGUGUAGUUGUGAGUCUGGACUUGACUCGGUGCUUAUGAAUAACUACAUCAAUUAUAAAUGUACAGUUUGCAGCUAUGAUGGCGGAGACUGCAGCAGCGUGUCCGGUUUUUCAGCUCGGCAGAUCCAGAUAUGAUCAGGGUUCCUUCCUCGGUCGACUUCGACACUUUGUGGACAUUAUUGACCCCAGUACUCUCUUUGUGUCUGAGACGAGGUUGAAGGAAAGCGUCAAACUCCUGGAUGAUUACAAACGGGGAAUUCUUCCCACUGGAGUGUCUGAUCUUCAGCUUUGGGAAGCCCAGAAGAUCAAGCAGGCCAUCAUUCACCCUGACACAGGGGAGAAGAUCUUCAUGCCAUUUCGAAUGUCAGGUUAUGUACCAUUCGGAACACCGAUUGUCAUUGGCCUGCUUCUCCCAAAUCAGACUGUGGUGUCUACCAUUAUCUGGCAGUGGCUGAAUCAGAGUCACAAUGCCUGUGUCAACUACGCCAACCGCAACGCCACCAAGCCGACACCGACCUCCAGGUUUAUUCAAGGUUAUGUAGGCGCUGUGACCAGUGCUGUGUCCAUCGCUGUGGGGCUGAAUAUGUUGAUUCAAAAGGCCAACAGUCUGUCUCCGACCACCAGGAUGAUCAUUCAGAGAUUAGUCCCAUUUCCAGCUGUGGCCAGUGCAAACAUCUGUAACGUGGCUCUGAUGCGACACAAUGAGCUCUCAGAAGGUAUUGAUGUUCUGGACCAGAACGGAAACGUGGUGGGGUCCUCCAGAAUCGCAGCAAAACAUGCUAUCAUGGAGACGGCUUUCACACGUGUGGUUCUGCCCAUGCCCAUCUUUGUCCUGCCCCCCAUCAUCAUGUCCUACCUGGAGAGGCUGAGAUUCCUGCAGAGGAACCGCAGAUUUUUGCUGCCCAUCCACAGUCUGGUUUGCCUGGUUACCUUUGGUCUGUCGCUGCCUGUGGCCAUCAGUCUCUUCCCACAGAUGUCACAGAUUGAGGUUUCUCGCCUUGAGCCUGAGAUCGCCAUGGCAACAGAUUGCGAGGUGGUGACCUACAAUAAGGGCUUAUGAUGGAGGGAUGAGCUGAGGAGAGAAAGAGAAGAGAAACAAAAAGUGAGCCUGCUGUACGUCUCCUCCUGUUGACCGGUUUUGGAACUGCCUGCUGCAGGAUCACUGCAGAUAUUUUGGAACAUCAUGUACUAACGCAUGAUUUCUAUGUUCUACUUACCUCCUGUUUAAGGCACAAACCCUGACCCACUUUAGAAUUUUAAACAACAAAUAACCAGCUCUGUGUAUAGAAAUUAAUAUAUAUAUUUACAGUAAAAGCAGUUUUUAACAAAGAUAAAUCAAGUUUUUUUAAUAUAUACAUUACAGCGGUGAAUGGUUUUGAAGGGGCAGUAUUAUAUAUGAAUAAAUACUUUAUAUCCUAUCUGGAGUCUCACAAUGAAGCCAUGUGAAAAAGCAGGAGCAGAUACAGUAAUACCUCUGACCUGCAGGGGCAGACUUUUAAAUCAUGCAUUAAAUAAUAGCCAAUUUCUGUCAAAUAUACUUGGUGCUAUCACUUUUUAUCUUUACUUUAGUUCUCCCUUUAAGAAGUUUUUUCUAUAAAAAUAUUACAGCUAAAGAGAAUACAUUUCAGGAAGUCAGAUUAUUUACUUCCUGUCAAAAUAGUGGUUUUGACCCCAAUGAACAUGCUCUACGCACCUAAUAGACGCUAAACAAUACUGGCUGAUUUAGACAUGGUAAUGACUACAUUGUGGCCAGUCAUUAAAGAACCACUUUCCAUAUGAGCUUGAAGCUCUUUGGCCUAGUUCUUUGUUUAAUAAUAAAAUGGAAUACAGGGAAUUGUUGGCUGUUUAUGAGGUCACGUGGAGACAGUACUGUAGAUUUAUAUUUACUAGACUUUCUUACAUUACUUCAAGUAUUUUAACCUGAAAAAUGUGAAUCAACAAUCAGCUCUGUACUGUUUGACAUCUUUACUCCAGUGACCCGUUAAUAUAGUUUAUUAACCAAAGGGCAUUAAACUCCAGGACUGACUGCCACGUUGUUUAUUAAUUCUACACUGCAGUAUUUUAAAUGUCAAAAUUUAACCUACACUAUAAAGUAAAAACUGUUAUAUUGACAAACAUUUAUGUACUUUUAUUGCAACUGUAUAAUAAUAAAACUAUAUAAUAC